AUGAAUCUUCCAGCGCCUUUCGAUGCUAACAUGCACGAACUGGCAGUCGGCUACGUAUCUAGGGAUGACAGUGACUCUGACUUUCCCACCGUCAACUCUCUUCCUGACCGCCAGACAAUUUCGCUCUCGAUCAGGGCGGCUUACACGGAUUGGAAUCCACGUGAAGCCUUUCGUGAGCUUGUGCAGAACUGGCGCGACGGCAUCAUCGCUUCCUUCGCACUGCCUGAGAAGGAGUUUGUGGUGGAAUGCGAGCGCAGAAUUGGGAACGGAUGCAUAGAAAUCAUCUAUAAAGUGCCUCGGCCGAACUCGAAACCGAAAGAAUGGCUUGGUUUCAUACACUACAAAGCUGACGGAAAAGGGGGUAUCGUGGAAAUCACGAACCGAAAUGCCACACUCCAUCCCUGGCAUCUCGAUAUGGGUGGCACUAGCAAGAGUGGUUCUGGAAACCUGGCCGGUGCGCACGGUGAGGGACUCAAAGUGGCGCUAUUGGUGCUCAUGCGCGGCAGUCGGAACCACAAAAUCCGCUGUCGCUCGAGCGGGUUUUCGUGGACAUUCAAUUUCACCAAGCAUGGGCGGCUUGUUGCACGCCUCAAUCGCAUGUCCGCCGAGGCGAUUGGCAGGCUAGAGUCACAGGUCCGGUCAAAACUUGAAGAGACGCUUCUGCCGUUCUGUCCUAAUGCCAAAAGUGACGUUCAGUUCGUCCUUGGCGAACCGCAUCACGGCCGCUCCGACCUCGGUGUCCCGACGCGGCGCAACCUGAUCAAGCAAAACGAUUUUGAAGCCUGGACUGAGGCAGCUCUCUUUCUACAGGAGCCCAGCCCGGAUGAACUGGUGAAAACCGGAAGUGGUGACCUUCUGAUUGGUGAGAGAUUCCGCCAGCGACUCUACUUGAAAGGGCUCCUGCUUAGCGAGGACACGCCACAACGUCGGGCGAGCGUUACAAACAAGCCAUUGCGCUAUGGCUACAAUUUCGCGGCCGGGACGACGAAUCGCCUGAACUCGCGAGUGAACUGA
Molecule: messenger RNA, 1014 nt
Organism: Beauveria bassiana ARSEF 2860
Lineage: Eukaryota; Fungi; Ascomycota; Sordariomycetes; Hypocreales; Cordycipitaceae
Exons: 3
Coding region: 1-1014 (337 amino acids)
Source: RefSeq, a predicted model, not a curated record